Zeugodacus cucurbitae (melon fly) is the source of this 1571-nucleotide messenger RNA. RefSeq names its product rRNA 2'-O-methyltransferase fibrillarin (gene Fib). The record is from RefSeq and is a predicted model, not a curated record. Gene Ontology annotation, cellular component: small-subunit processome; nucleolus; Cajal body. Gene Ontology annotation, biological process: box C/D sno(s)RNA 3'-end processing; rRNA methylation. Gene Ontology annotation, molecular function: histone H2AQ104 methyltransferase activity; RNA binding; rRNA methyltransferase activity. The coding region runs from base 144 to 1124 and encodes 326 amino acids. The transcript has 4 exons. Lineage: Eukaryota; Metazoa; Arthropoda; Insecta; Diptera; Tephritidae.
CAGUGUUACCAACAAUAAAUUAACAACCAUACACGAACACGUGUUUUGCUUUUCUUUCUUGCCUUUGGUCAGGUAUCAUUUUUCCGUUGCUUGGAGGAGUUCACAUCAUUUUAUAUAUUUUACAGAACUUUUAUUUUUAAAUCAUGGGCAAACCAGGAUUCUCACCACGCGGAGGAGGUGGAAACGGAGGUGGUGGUGGUGGUCGUGGUCGUGGUGGCGGUUUUGGUGGUCGUGGUGGUGGCGGCCGCGGAGGAGGUGAUCGAGGACGCAGCAGUUUCGGUGGACGUGGAGGAGGCGGUCGUGGUGGUGGCGGUAGUCGUGGCGGGCCAGGUGGCAGAGGAGGAAGAGGUGGAGGAGGUCGUGGUGGAAGAGGCGGAAGUGGUGCUGGUGGUUUCAAAGGAGGUAAAACUGUUGUAAUUGAGCCCCAUCGUCAUGAAGGCGUGUUUAUAGCACGUGGAAAAGAAGAUGCUUUGGUAACAAGAAACUUUGUCCCUGGUUCCGAUGUUUAUGGAGAAAAAAGGAUUUCUGUUGAGACAAAUGGCGAAAAAAUAGAGUACCGUGUUUGGAACCCCUUCCGAUCAAAGCUCGCCGCAGCUAUUUUAGGAGGUGUUGAUAAAAUACAUAUGCCUCCAGGUUCUAAAGUACUUUAUUUAGGAGGGGCAUCAGGCACCACAGUUUCACAUGUCUCCGAUGUUGUUGGACCGGAAGGCCUUGUAUAUGCUGUAGAAUUUUCGCAUCGUUCCGGUCGUGAUCUUAUCAAUGUGGCAAAGAAACGUACAAAUAUUAUUCCCAUAAUUGAGGACGCUCGUCAUCCUCAUAAAUACCGCAUGCUAGUCGGAAUGGUGGAUACAAUAUUCGCGGAUGUUGCACAACCAGAUCAAGGGCGUAUCGUCGCGUUAAAUGCACAACACUUUCUUAAAAAUGGUGGGCAUUUCGUUAUAUCUAUUAAGGCAUCAUGUAUUGAUUCUACUGCGCAGCCAGAGGCAGUAUUCGCCGCUGAAGUUAAAAAAAUGCAAGCAGACAAGUUAAAGCCACAAGAGCAGAUAACGUUAGAGCCUUAUGAACGCGAUCAUGCAGUUGUUGUGGGAGUUUAUAGACCGCCACCUAAAAGUGUUGGCUCUUAAAUACAUUUUUGGUUAGUUGCCUUAAUUUUAAAGAUAAUAAAAAAUUUGAUAAGAUCUAGAUCUUAAGCGACAUCAAAUCCAGAUUUAAUUGCAUUAACUACAGCACUUAUUUUAUGUACAUUUUCAAUUACUGCAGCUAAUAUGAGUAUAUUGCUUGUAAAUGCACUGUUUAGAUAGAAGGUUUUUUGAUUGUAACAUAACAUAAAAAACAAGCGUUAUUUUACAACUAAUUUAUAUUCGAUAUAACAGCGCUUCCGAAAAAAUUGUAUCUGAAAUAUACAAAAAAUAUAUAAACUGCAGUAUGAGAUAAUUGACAGUUUAAGUUUAUAAGUAAGUUAAUUUAAGUUCGGUUUUUCAUUUUCUAAUAUAUGUUUGCAAUUCUUUUAAUUUGAAGAAGUGCUUCAAUCGGAAUUGAAUUGCAGAUAAUAAAUACCUGAUAAAACUAAA